Messenger RNA from Mizuhopecten yessoensis (Yesso scallop), 5482 nucleotides. RefSeq lists its product as uncharacterized. Gene Ontology annotation, molecular function: protein binding. Lineage: Eukaryota; Metazoa; Mollusca; Bivalvia; Pectinida; Pectinidae. Gene Ontology annotation, biological process: signal transduction. Bases 232 to 4029 code for a protein of 1265 amino acids. The transcript has 22 exons. The record is from RefSeq and is a predicted model, not a curated record.
GUUUUUGUUUUCCUUCCAAACGCUAUGUCGCCUGUGUUUGUCCGUGUUGUUCACUCCGUUUUAACAGUCAUACAAACAGGGAAUACUGGCUCAGAUUAACAGUAGCUGUGGGUAGACAAAGGAGAAAAUCAACAUGUGAAUCGUACAUAUGAGAAAAAGAAAUAUGGCCCAAUGCCCAUCAGGGCAUAAAAUGUUUGAAUUUGUUACGAACAAUUUGGUGAAAAAAGGACAAUGAAAUUUCACAAUGUCCAUGGGAGCGGUGUUUCACUGUUGGAGAACAAGACCGUUGCCACUCGGGCAGACAACUCUUUCUGCAAUGGCAUUGUGUUCAGUGACCUACCAGUCAAGGUCAACCAGAAGGUGUGUCUGGAGCUGACCACUGUCCAGACAUGGAGCGGAGCCCUCAGGGUAGGACUGACCUCUCUUGACCCUGGUAAGGUCAGUGUGGCCGACCUGCCACGUUACGCCUUGCCUAAUCUGGCCAAAAAAGAGGGAUACUGGAUCCAGCCAAUCAACGAAAGCUUUGUGGAUACGGGGUCGCGUGUGACCUUGUAUCUUAGUUCUCAAGGUCAGCUGCAGCUAUUUGUGGAUGGACUACACAAGGGUGCCUGUCUCCAAGGCCUUCCGACUGACCGCACUCUAUGGCUGUGUAUUGAUCUCUAUGGAAACACCAAAAGUGCCAAACUGGUCAAACCAGAUGAAGCCCCUAAAGAGAUCCUUGCGCGAGGUCCAGAAGCUGUGCUGGCAUAUGAAGAGGCAUGUACAUCAGGAACUCAGCCCAUGUGCCGCACGCGUCUCAUGUUGGUGGGACAAGACCGUGUGGGCAAAACCAGCCUCAAGAAGGCAAUGAUGGGACAGAGAUAUAAUGUGAAUGAAGAAAGUACGGAGGCUGACGGGAUAGACCUGUCUGCAUCCUGUUCCUUCAGUACCAACAAUCACGCACAGUGGAAGAUGGCUGUCCGCGGCGAGUUUGAGAAGGAGUCUGAGGAGCACAUUGAAGAGAAGAAACAGCUAGGCAUUAUGGGGGGAGCUGAGGGGCUAGAAGAGGAGUACUACCAGGCUCUGGCAGAGAACAUAGUAAAGGAGCUACAGCAGAAAGGCAAACAGAAACAGGAGGCUCCCAAGGGGAAGUCUGGUAGUCGUGAUGGACCCAGGAUGCCUCUACCCAGCAGUAGGAAGUCUGACCGCAGCGUGUCCUCACAUGGAGAUAAACCUCACUACAUCCCCCCAGAGAUGAUCAGCGAGGUACCCGACCGUGUCGUCCAGCUGGUCCAAGAUCUACUAGAGCAAACUCCACAGGUCAAUCAGUCUAAGUCCAUACAAUCCAAGCUCAAGUCUGCGUCCAGUUCUAGUCUGUCCAAGUCCAACCAGAGUCCUGUAGUCAAGGAGAAAAACCGGAAAGUUGUCAUGAAUAUAUGGGACUUCGCUGGUCAGCCAGUCUUUUAUACUACCCACCAAGUGUUCCUUACUUGUAGAGCUGUUUAUAUCUUUGUGUUCAAUCUGACUCAAGAUCUCAACUCCGUCCAGUCAACCCAGCAGGAGAACCCCGACGGUGAGAUGACCACACUUGAUUUUAUGGAUUUUUGGAUGAGGUCUAUAUAUGCCCACACUUCCCAAAACACAUCCAACACCAUAGACAACACCCGCCUGUCUCCACCAAUCUUUGUAGUGGGCACCCACAGGAAUAGCCUGUCAACGGACCCCACCCAGCAGGAACAGAUGGUGGAAGAGAAAUUUGAAGAAAUCAGAAACUUCUGUGUGAAUAAGCCGUAUGCCCAGCACAUAGUGACACCGUUUGUGGCAGUAGAGAACAGUAUAGAAAAUGAUGACCAGGUGAGUGCCUUGAGAGAACAUGUUGAGGAGAUCGCGGGUAAGGAGCCGUACAUGGGGGAACAGAUGCCCCUACAUUGGCUCAGGUUUGAACGGGAACUCGCCAACCUCGUCAAAGACGACUUCAACCACGCCUCCUUUGACCAGGUGAAGGAGAUAGCUAACAACCUUGGCAUCAGUUCUGACAAGGAGGUGAAGAUCAUGCUGGAGUUCUACCAUGACCUUGGCGUGUUAGUGUACUUUGGAGGGUCAGGAACAAUGGACAACCUUCUGCGGAACACUGUCAUGUUAAACCCACAGUGGCUGGUAGAAAAGUUCACAUGCAUCCUUGUAGUCAAACAGGUAGAGGACAAGUGGGACAUGUUGAAGGAGAAGUGGCGGCUGUUCCAGGAGCGAGGGAUCCUCGAGGACGCUCUCAUUGACCACCUGUGGGCCGAUGUCAUUGACCAGAAGCCUGUCCUCCUGGGCCUCAUGGAAAAGUUUGACCUCGUGUGUCAGAGGUCACUGGACCUCUCUCUAUCACAGUCCAAUGGGGGUCAGAAGUACCUAUCUUAUUAUGUUCCUUCACACCUGGCCACAUGUGGGGACAACAAACGACUAUACGCUGCCUACGACACAGACAUUGUCUUUUAUAUUAACUUCUGUGGCUUUCUCCCAGAUGACCUGUUCCAUCGGAUUUUAACACGAACAGUCCGGUGGACUCUAGGGAACUCUGGGAAAGAACCAUAUAGUAUGUUCCGUCAUGUAGCACGAUUUUACCUCGACGAGGAACAUGAUUUUGUCCUACAGAUGGCGCCAAGGAGGUGUCAUCGCAUUAAGGUGGUUGUGAUGCGGGUAGUCAAUGACGACGACUAUUCUUCAGUAGAAUCUGACGAUAACGACAACUACCGAGAUAGGACCCCGAAACCUGAUGUCUGUGCCAAGCUACGUAAUUUCCUGGAAUCUAGUUUGUUUGAGCUGAAGGAGAUGUGGAUCAAGCGUCUAUACUACACAGUAUGUGUGGCCUGUCCGUGUGGUCGACCCUGCUACUCCCACGACUCGCCAAACUGCCAAGAGGAACUCUGUAUGCACUUUCUUAACCUCGAUGAGUGUCUGUCCAACAGGGUCGUAUGCUGUGAACAUAGAAGAGUCAAAACCAACUUAUUCCGGAAGUGGUUUCCGGAGCCUUUCAAUAUGGGGUUCAGCGGCCAGAUCCUACCCAGCAUUGACAUGCUGGAGACACAUGGAAACAUAGAGAAACACAACCCCAACCUGCCCGUGUGGGUGAAAAGUGCUGCCAAACUGCUCAAUGGUGGAGAGGAGAACCAGGACUGGCUAGCUUUAGCCAAAGUCAUGGGUUACAAAGAGGCCAAGAUAGAGAAGAUCACAGACGACUUCAACCCUGGCCUGGCCCUGCUGGCCGACUGGAUACUGACCAGUGGAAAUACUGCCCUGUCGGUGGACAUGCUGGUCGGCUACCUGGAGAAGAUACACAGGGACGAUAUCAUGGAGGUCAUACAACAGGCUAAAGAAACGAAUCAGGACCCACCCCAGGUGUUCAUCAGCUACCAGUGGGACUGCCAGGAUGAGGUGAAGGCCCUGCGAGACCGGCUAGAGAAAGUUGGGUUGUCCUGUUGGAUGGACAUCGGUCAGAUGGGAGGAGGUGACCAGCUUAACAGCAAGAUAGACGAGGGUAUCAGAAACGCAAAGGCUGUGCUCUCCUGUGUGUCCCCCAAGUAUGUUGUGUCCCACCACUGUAAUCGGGAACUCAGUCUGGCUGACCUACUGGCCAAGCCCAUCAUCCCAGUGAUGUUUGAACCGGUAGCCUGGCCACCUCCGGGCGGAAUGUCCCUCAUCUUCUCGCAGCUCGUCUACAUAGACAUGAAAGGUGUAGGAGGACACGGAGGCACAGGUAUACAUGGUGACCUCAACGACAAGUACAAGGAGAUCACCCAGCGAGUGAUAAACUACGCCAACCCUGACCUCACUAAAUACUUCGACACCGAAACGCUCCUAAGUAGUAAGGAAAGUAACGCCCAUCACGAAUCGUCAAGUCUAUCCAGUAUGGAGAGUAUCGACAACUCCCUCAACAACAACAACCUGGAGCAUACCACUCUCCGACACCCCUACCCCCUCCCUGUGACCAUGGUUACCCAGAGAGAAUACACCACCCCACAGCAGGUCACAGUGACCAAGUGCGGGGUGUGCACCAUUUUAUGAUGACGUCGUAAGGAUAUAACUUCAUUUUGUAAUAUAGAUUCAUCAUCAUUCCAUCACAAGGCUCAAAAUACACACGGAUUAACAGUGAAACAAGUGAGGAUUGGCAUCGUAUGAUUAUAGUUGUAUGUGUCAUGUGUUGACUUCAAUGUCAGACUGCUUAGAGCACUGGGGCACACACAAUGUGACUGUGGAGUCACUGUGGAGUCGGUGUCCCCAACCAGUCACUGGCUCACCUACUGAAAUGAGGGUUACAUUUUGUGUGUAUUACAAAUGUGAAAACAAUAGCGUGUAACACGUGUAGUAAAAAAUGCAACUGUUUGUGUACAGUGACUAAGUACUGACAGAGUGUGAGGUAGUUUUAGGGUCAGGAGGACAAUGUGGGACCUAAAUCCUACGUUGGUGAUGUCUGUCUGAGUGAGAAAAUAUAGGGCAUUGUAAGGAAGUGGUGUUAUAAUUAUGUACCUGUAUAUAUACAUAUAUAUAUGCUAGGUGCCACAAUUACAGUCUGGUCUAGGAAUGUAGUACAUGUAAUACGAUAGUUCACAAGACACCAGGUAUUUAUUUUUAUUAUGUAUUUACAAGUUUGAAUCUCCUGAUCUAUAUUGUUAUUUGAUCUGAGUGUCAGUACUCUGCCAGUUACAAUGCAAUGUUCUGAUACAGUCAGAUCUGAUGUAUAUUGUUAUUUGAUCUGAGUGUCAGUACUCUGCCAGUUACAAUGCAUUGUUCUGAUACAGUCAGAUCUGAUGUAUAUUGUUAUUUGAUCUGAGUGUCAGUACUCUGCCAGUUACAAUGCAUUGUUCUGAUACAGUCAGAUCUGAUGUAUAUUGUUAUUUGAUCUGAGUGUCAGUACUCUGCCAGUUACAAUGCAAUGUUCUGAUACAGUCAGAUCUGAUGUAUAUUGUUAUUUGAUCUGAGUGUCAGUACUCUGCCAGUUACAAUGCAUUGUUCUGAUACAGUCAGAUCUGAUGUAUAUUGUUAUUUGAUCUGAGUGUCAGUACUCUGCCAGUUACAAUGCAUUGUUCUGAUACAGUCAGAUCUGAUGUAUAUUGUUAUUUGAUCUGAGUGUCAGUACUCUGCCAGUUACAAUGCAAUGUUCUGAUACAGUCAGAUCUGAUGUAUAUUGUUAUUUGAUCUGAGUGUCAGUACUCUGCCAGUUACAAUGCAUUGUUCUGAUACAGUCAGAUCUGAUGUAUAUUGUUAUUUGAUCUGAGUGUCAGUACUCUGCCAGUUACAAUGCAAUGUUCUGAUACAGUCAGAUCUGAUGUAUUUGUUAUUUGAUCUGAGUGUCAGUACUCUGCCAGUUACAAUACAUUGUUCUGAUACAGUCAGAUCUGAUGAAUAUUGUUAUUUGAUCUGAGUGUCAGUACUCCACCAGUUACAAUACCUUGUUCUGAUACAGUCAGAUCUGAUGUAUAUUGUUAUUUGAUCUGAGUGUCAGUACUCUGCCAGUUAC